UCAAGACUCCCAAAGAAGACAAAGAACCUGUGAAGAAAAGAAUCACAAAGACAGAGCCCAAAAAGCCUGUAAGAGGAAUUAAAAUUGUCAAGAAGGAGGUUGCAUCUGUUCUUAAGAAGGAACAUCUCAAUGUUACAAAAGCAGAAGCAGCUCCAAAGGAGCCUAAGAAGGAGCCAGCGCUAAAAGUAAAGCCUACACCUGUAAAACCAGUUGCUGAGGUUACAAAAGAAAGAGUAAAACGAGCUCCUUCAGAGAAGGAAGCACCAAAGAAAAAGGCUAAAGCACCUCCUGCAAAGAAAGAAGCUGUUGCUCCAAAACAAAAGCCCAAACCAGCGAUCUUGGCAAAAGAACAAGAAGGUACUGCUAGAAAUGCCUCACUGGUGAAAGAGAGGGUUAAAAUUGUGCCUAUGAAGAAAGUGGUCAAGAUGCCAAAAGAAAAAGUCAGAGCUGUCUCUGCAAAGACAACUGAGGUUUCAGAACAGAAGCUCAAGCCAGUUCUAACCAAGAAAGAGCCAGCUCCAGUUAAGACAAAACCAGCACCAGCUAAAGAGGCAGAAGCACCACACAAAAAUGUUACUCUAACAAAGGAGAAGGUGAAAGUGGUGCCACUGAAGAAAGUGCCUGUAACUCCGAAAGUAAGAGCUAAACCAGAACCAACCAAAAAAGAAGCUGAGGUUCUUAAGGAGAAGAAAGCUGAGCCAGUGACUCCCAAAAAAGCAGCUGUUACCAAGACAAAACCAUCACCUGCUAAAAAGAAGAAAGAGCCAGCUCCCAUUAAGACAAAACCAGCCCCAGCUAAAGAGGCAGAAGCACCACACAAAAAUGUUACUCUAACAAAGGAGAAGGUGAAGGUGGUGCCACUGAAGAAAGUGCCUGUGACUCCAAAAGUAAGAGCCAAACCAGAACCAACCAAAAAAGAAGCUGAGGUUCUUAAGGAGAAGAAAGCUGAGCCAGUGACUCCCAAAGAAGCAGCUGUUACUAAGGCAAAACCAUCACCUGCUAAAAAGAAGAAAGAGCCAGCUCCCAUUAAGACAAAACCAGCCCCAGCUAAAGAAGCACCAGACAAAAAUGUUACUCUAACAAAGGAGAAGGUGAAGGUGGUGCCACUGAAGAAAGUGCCUUUGACACUGAAACAGAGAGUUAAACCAGAACCAACCAAAAAAGACGCCAAAAAGCCUGUAAGAGAAAUUAAAAUUGUCAAGAAGGAGGUUGCAUCCGUUCUUAAGAAGGAACAGCUCAAUGUUACAAAAGCAGAAGCAGCUCCCAAGGAGCCUAAGAAGGAGCCAGCGCUAAAAGUAAAGCCUACACCUGUAAAACCAGCUGAGGUUUCAAAACAGAAGCUCAAGCCAGUUCUAACCAAGAAAGAGGCAGAAGCACCACACAAAAAUGUUACUCUAACAAAGGAGAAGGUGAAAGUGGUGCCACUGAAGAAAGUGCCUGUGACUCCGAAAGUAAGAGCCAAACCAGAACCAACCAAAAAAGAAGCUGAGGUUCUUAAGGAGAAGAAAGCUGAGCCAGUGACUCCCAAAAAAGCAGCUGUUACCAAGACAAAACCAUCACCUGCUAAAAAGAAGAAAGCUGAGGCUAAGCCAGUUCCUGCUAAGAAAGAGCCAGAGGUUACAAAGGAAAAACUGAAACCAGCUCUUGAAAAGAAAGCUCCUAAAGCAGAGGUCGAAGCAAAGAAGGAAAAGAUUAAAUCCCUUCUAAAGACAAAAGAGCCAAAAGUACCAGAGGUAAAAGCAAAACCAGCUGUAAAAAAAGAACUGGAAACUCCUAAAGAAAAGGCCAGGCCUGCUGCAGCAAAGAAAGCCAUGUUGAGGGAAAAGACCAAACCAGUCCACGUGAAGAAAGAGCCUCGUGUUUUAAAAGAAAAGAUAAAGCCCAUUGCAACAAAGAAAGAGGACAGGGUUCUCAAAGAGAUACAAGAGCCUGCAAAGAAAGGAAAAACUGCUGAGAAGAAAGCUGAAAAGGAGGAGAAAGUUAAAGUGGAGCCGUCUCUAUCGGACAGCUUUCUCCUGGAAGAUGAGCUGCCCUACUUCCAGUGUUUCUUUGUGGAUGAGGACGAGGCCCAGUUUCCGUUUUACGCCUUCUCGCCGCUGCAGAUUUGACACUUCAGUCUGUGGUCUGACAUUUACAAUUUAGUCAAAUUACCGAUAAGGACGAGGUCACCUCACACCCAGUACUGUUGAAACACGGGUGAUGCUGUUCGCCUUGAGCAGAAAUCCCUGCACAGCAGAAGAUGACGGGUUAUGAGAUGGACCAUUUUUCUUUCCAGAAUUGGUUGAGCUCUCGUACCAAAUACAUGCAGUCAGUGUCAUUCCUUUCUUUUUCCUUUUUUUUUAAAAUAUUUUUUUUAAGUAAUAACUUCUUUUGCAUAUUUUAAAUAGAGCAAUUUACUACUUCACUUCUAUGGUUUCAAACCCUUUAAUAUAUUUACAGCUUACUUUAUUUUCUUAUAAAAGCAAUGGUGCAGUAUUUUUAAAGUAGCUACAAAGUGUAGAGUAGCUUACACUGUGAGGUUAACAGGGUACAAAACUGCUACAGUUGCUACUCCAACACAGACCCUCUUAGCCCACAUUUACUUGAAAAGUAGUUUGCGUUGUAAUUUUACAUCUCUGUGGCUUCUUUCUUGAUCAUGUUGCUUAUCCCACCCUUUAUAGCACUUGUUCAUGAUUCUCUCUCAGUUUCCUAUUGUUCUUCCCAAAUGGGGACACAACAGAUAUCAUAUCAUUACUGAAUGACUUUUUUACCUUUUAUUUUUGUUUUAUGCAUCAAAAGGAAUGACCAUGCACUGUAUAUGAGAGCUCCCAAUCUUGCUACCUGAAACAUUUAAAGUCUUAUCAAACUGUACCAUCUGGAUAUCUGCACCAGCUCCUCGUUAUUAUAUUGGUGCUAGUAAGAGGCAUUGCCUGAACUCUCAGAAUGAGGAUUGAGUUCAGUUUUUUUUUUUUUUUUUUGUUCCUUUCAAUCUAUCAAAAACAUCAGCAAAUCAAGCGUCAGAUUUAUUCUGCAAAUUCCUUGAUUGACCAAAAUCACACUGUAGCUGACUUUGGUCACUGCUGUUGCACUGUGUGCACACAGUAGAAGCUAACGUACUGUAGAAACCUAUUGAGCAGGUUCUUAUAAACAAGAAUGCAAGCAAUAUUGCCUAAAUACGCUAUGGCAACAUUAAGAUAAUAUUAAUGACGACUGUAUAAUGACAUCUCAGAUUCAUGCUGCUAAAAUGCAGCAUAAUACAAACAGGAUUUCUGUUAUCUGAAUAUCCUUUACUUGCUAAUGUCUGAUGAACACAAAAGCAAUGUUGGCUGAGUCUAAUGUCAAAUUUUACAUUGUUGAUUACACCGGCACACCGUGUGAUUACAUUAUAAGUCGCUGCAGAAGGUGUCACACGUUUGGACAGGUGAUCUCAGAUGUAAAACAUUUCUCAGUCUGCUUUUAGCAGCUACGUAUGGCUACAUUGUUGCAUUUGCUCCAUAUGUUGCACAGAGAGCAGUUUUUACAUCCUGUGUCGCUAAUCCUGAAGCUUAAAUGUAAAUCUGCUUAUCUUUUAAAACAAUACCAGUGCACACUUUGUCAGUCUAGGAAUAAUGAAAGCUCACACUCUGCAGCUCUCAGUGAGCUCAGAGUUUAAUAGCGAUUCAUCAGUGUCACUGAUGAAGUUUUGGACACUUUUUACCAAACUAUUUUGAAUAUUAUCAUUAUUAUUAUUUAUGGUACCAAAAGAUAAAUAAACUUGUUUAAACUGUAUAUUAAUGACUCACGUUUACCAGGUGAACAUGUGCAAUACUUAGAUCAGCGAUCAAAGCACAUUAUGUUAGUUUAAUAGUGUUUUAAUGAAGUAUGCAUGAUGUGUGUGCUUUUGUUUUAUGCUCUUAUAUUUUUAUGUGGUUCCCCAAUAGUGUGAAGACAGGAAUCAGUGAAUUUGGUACCAAAAGCUGAUGUGUGUCACUGAAUGGUGUCGCUAACAUCAUACAGGUUGUGUUAAAAUGCUCGUGAUGUAAAUAGUUAAAUAUACAGAAAAACUGAUUGUUUUAUCCCUGAUUCAUUAUUCCUGAAGCGGCUCUUCAUUUGCAGUAAAAACCACAACGUGUAUCAUUUGUCACUUCAACCCUUGUGAACAGAACAAUUAGCCAUUAAAACAUAGCAAUGCAA
Messenger RNA from Oreochromis aureus, 4152 nucleotides. RefSeq names its product proteoglycan 4-like. The transcript is spliced from 40 exons. The record is from RefSeq and is a predicted model, not a curated record. The coding region runs from base 408 to 2108 and encodes 566 amino acids. Lineage: Eukaryota; Metazoa; Chordata; Actinopteri; Cichliformes; Cichlidae.